Molecule: messenger RNA, 945 nt
Organism: Ordospora colligata OC4
Lineage: Eukaryota; Fungi; Microsporidia; Ordosporidae
Exons: 1
Coding region: 1-945 (314 amino acids)
Biological process (GO): UDP-glucose transmembrane transport
Cellular component (GO): Golgi apparatus; endoplasmic reticulum-Golgi intermediate compartment; cis-Golgi network
Molecular function (GO): antiporter activity
Source: RefSeq, a predicted model, not a curated record
AUGGGCAAACUCAAGGUGCUCUGGCUAGUGCUUAUGUAUUACGUGCUGUCGCUCAGCCUAGGAUACUUGACAUCAUUCUUGCUCUCAAGAAAGACAUACAACUUUAGAUUUCCGUUGUUUAAGGCUUCCGUACAGAAUCUUAUUCACUUCUUGGGUGCAUCUGCAGUGCUGAGACUGCAGAAAGAAAAGGCACCGAAGCCAAGCUACUUUGGAUCUUUUCCGUGUGCAAUAGCAGGUGCAACAGAUAUCGGGCUGUCAUCUAUUUCACUAAGGUUUACAACACUGGCAUUUUACACAAUGGUGAAGUCGUCUUCUCCGGUGUUUAUCCUUCUUUUUGGAUUUGCGUUUGGUAUUGAAAAGCCGUCAAUAACAUUCUUCUUGACUGUAUUCACGAUCGGAGUAGGUGUUUUCCUGACUUCUAUAAAGAAUACGAGCUUUGACAUUGUUGGUUUUUGGACGAUAUUGCUUGCAUCGUUCAUGGCUGGGUUCCGCUGGGCAUUUGUACAAUACAUGAUCAGAAUCAGAUCUGUAAGGCAGGAAGGUAUUUUUGUUACAAUGAGGGAUUUAUGCUUACCUAUAUCUUUUCUGCUGCUGAUGAUUUCGCUGUAUGCAGAGGGAUUGUCAGAAAUGGCAAACUCAAGGUUUUUCAACACGCUAGAAGCAGCGCUGAGGAACUUUGGAUAUAUCUCGCUGUGUGGGAUUUUAUCCUUCAUGCUGCUUUGUGCUGAGUUUGCGCUCGUCUCUGAGACAAGUGUUGUGUUCCUGAGUAUUGCAGGGAUAGCCAAGGAGUUGAUGAUUGUGAUGUACGCAAUCAUACACAAAGAUAUUAUUUUGAGCAACUUGAACUAUGCAGGGCUGGUUGUAAGUAUUGCAGGGAUAAUGAUAUACAACAUCAGUAGAAAACCACUUGUACCUGAACUGAUGAACGAGCAAGAUACAGAAUAG